Messenger RNA from Topomyia yanbarensis, 6513 nucleotides. It is a transcript of the gene gukh, whose product is annotated as mucin-2. Gene Ontology annotation, biological process: actin cytoskeleton organization. Gene Ontology annotation, molecular function: protein kinase A regulatory subunit binding. The transcript is spliced from 6 exons. The record is from RefSeq and is a predicted model, not a curated record. Lineage: Eukaryota; Metazoa; Arthropoda; Insecta; Diptera; Culicidae. Gene Ontology annotation, cellular component: cytoskeleton. The coding region runs from base 479 to 5602 and encodes 1707 amino acids.
GAUUUGCGAUGCCGGUUUUCGUGCAUACCAUUCCGUUCAGGUGUUCAUAGUAAUGUUUGUGCCUCGGUUUUAUUUGAAUAAAUCGGUUUGCAGCAUGGCCAUCGUAAACCGUUGGUUGUCGGCAUCGGUGCCUUCUACAGCAUUGAAUCUAGAGGUGUCUUAUGAUUACUAGUGAAAAUGAUCAUAUCGAUCAAAAAUUGUUGAGUCAAAGAUCGUUUUGUCAGUGUCUGUGAUUCAAACUAAGUUCCACACGUUUAAUGAAUGGCGUGACGUGAUCUGGAUGCUUUUUCAAGUGUAGAGUAUAUUUUACGAAAGCCGCGGAAAGGCAUUAAACGAGCGAAUGUAGAAUUACCACAUAUAACCGAAUGAGUUAGCGAGCCUCGGUGCGGAACGUGUAGUAGUGGUGCAAGUGAAGCGAGAGUUGCUACAAAAGUAGCCGCAGCGGUCGUCAUUCGGUCAGGUUGUGAGAGAUGCGAAGAUGCCUUUUGUGCAACGUGUAGUGACCCCGAAAUAUGUUGCACGGUCGACCAAGCCGUCACACUCACGUGGCGCCGUUUCACUUCCAGUUCAGGAUUAUGAACUGGAAGCAAUCACUAACCUAACCCUGAGCAAUGCCUUACGACAGCUGGCCUCACUGGUUUUCAUCUCGAACCAAAUCUUUACCGAACUCAACAAGGAACUGGCUAGUGUUAGUGAACGAUCUCUUGGGAUAAAGCAGCGGAUCGACAAUCUAUCCAAGCGAGUGGAGGAAUUUGACCCAAAGCAAGUCACAGUCCCUGAAAGUGACCUCGUAAUAUUCGCUCAAAUAAAAACCCACUACAAAGCGAAACAUCCCAUUGAUACCGGUCUGUUCACUGCGGAAUCACGCUCAGAAACACUACAAGAGCUGUAUGAUGCAGCCGCCAAGACACCGGUUCCGGCAAUGGUUGAAAUCGACCGGCUCGUGGGCCAGAACGGAGCGGAGCGUCGUAGUUCGGAGGCCUUCAUGUGCACACCGGUUCUGGGACGAACCCGACGAAAACAUCGUGCUAAAGUUGACAUGGACAUUGAAACUAGAUUGCCAUCGGCAGUUGAGGAUUUGAGGAAAUGGACCUCGGUUGAGGCCAUUGGCGAUGUAACGGUGCCCCCGGACUGCACCGCGCGUUUGCCGGGUAACAGUUCGACAAUUUUGAGCACUAGUUCGCAGCAUGCUUCACCUUCCUACCAAGCCGGAACCAGUACUUCCUUCGACGAAACCGAUGACAUAAUCGUGGUGGAUAACAGUUCCAGAUGUUUAAGCCGGGAGCAGGACACUCCACUAGAUCACAGGUUACCAUCGCCGGAGGAACAAUGCCAGAUGAUCGCAUUAAAAUUCCCUGCAGAAACCAUCCGAGUAGACACCUCUGGACGAAGGUUCGACCGAAUGUGUACUACCAGAAAGUCGUUGCUGCACUUUGUAUCAGUAUCCGAGCAAGCCGAACCGGGUGCAACCCAACCGGAUGGGACCGAAGGCGAUACAAUACGGCGAAGAUCUAGACCGCGACGAUCGAGAGGAAAACGCCGAAAUACCAUCGCUGGUACGGAUCAGAAGGAAAUUGCCGAAGUGGUGAAUAAUGGGGACGAAGCCACUAUUUCCUCUGCUAUCUCUACUAACAUGGUGCCUCGUAGCAAAUCAAGCGACAUCCUCAAGAAAGAAUCUCCAUCUCCAACAGCAGACAACACAUCCAAACACAUUACUAAAACGUCACAUUUCAACUCCCUCAAGCAGUGGGGCCGCAACCGGUUGCGAAUGAUCAAUCGUGAUUCGAAGGACAGAGUUCAGGACAUUGAUGACUUCAAUAUCACUGAUACGACCAGAACCAGCAAACGUAAGAGCUCCGACAAAGAUGUAAAACUUUCGCAUGAUCGAAAGCCUUCCUAUUCUUCGUCGGAGCGAAGCAUAACUGUCGCUUCAAGCGCCGGAGGAACCGCUAGCAUGCCAGCAUCGAUAAAUCCAGUGAAACUUCGCGAAUCCUCAUCAAUUCGGCGCCAACGCCGCACCGCUCUUGGCAAUAAAGACGAACCACACUCAUCCAGCGGAAACUGGAGUGCUAGUUCUGAAUCGGGAAGGACAUCGAUUGGUAGUGAAAUUACCACCACUACCCAGCCUAAAUCAAGUGCCUCUAGUACAUCACUAAACCACAAUCAUCAUACGAUUUCUAGCGGUCCGCCAAGUUCAAUUAUUAGUCGACGUAGAUUCCUCAAUACAUCAGCCUCCAGUAGUGUUACAAGCGAGGGAACCGUAACUCCUGAUUUGCAGAUGUAUGACUAUCAUGACGAGGGAGGAGAAACUAGUUCAGUGUAUUCGUGCGAUACAGAAGGUUACUAUACCUCUUUCCAUGUGGACUCUGGCUUGAAAACUUUGAAAGAAGAGGAGCCUGCAACACCUUUACACUCCACGACUGCUCUGUCAAGUACAACCUCAUUUGAGAGUUCAGGAAAUCAAACAGUUAUUUCACCAGAGAACGAGUACGAGCUAUUCGGAAAAGGUUCCACAUCAACAACCACCAGCUCGGCGGGAACGAUUUGUACGGUAUUGGCUGAAGGCAAUCGAAAUUCUAUAACAGGACCAACAGUUCCAGAACGAAAAAGCUCCUUGACCAAGCUCAACCGCAGUAAUAGUUCGGCUAGUAAUGGAACACUGGAACGAAGUUAUUCAAGUAGCACCGUCGGAAGCACGUUGGAAAGAACCGGAACAAUCAAACGUAAUGGACAUUUAUUGCAGAAAGAAGUAGCUGCUUUGAUUCAUCAGGAAGAUGAGAGUAAAAAGAGUCGGAUCGAGUCACCUGAUAGUGGUAAUAAUACAAGUUCGUCUCCUAUCGAUUCUAAUACCAACUCAAGUCCAACACAACGAAUAAGAAGCUGUUCUGAGUUUGAAUACUCAGAAUCAUCCGACCUAGAGUGCGUUGAUAGAAUUGAGAGAAUUCGCGAGAAGACGACAAUAAACACAAGCAGAAUACCGUCAAUGUGUAUUAUCACACCCACUAAUAGUGACGAUGAGAAUGGUUCUUUAAAGCGAAAAAAAGAAAAAACUUACGACGCAUCACAAAACGAAUCAGUUGAUUCCAAAAAAGAUUCCAGUAGCUCCAAGAAAAAUAGUCUGUUGCCGUUGAACAGCAUGCUUGGUAAACUGAGGGGAGUAUUGAAAAAAUCUCCUAGCAAAGAUAGCUCCAUUUCGGAGAGUGCCAACAUUGACCCAAUUUACGACGUCACCGGAGAGUACGUUCGUAUCGCGGACAUCAAGAAUAGCAAGAAACAAGGUGGUGUUUACUAUUCAAAUGAUUUGCUGAAACGCAAUUUGGCUACCGUUCUCUCGGGAAAUCUAAACGAAGAAACCGAAUACGUCUCGUUGAAUGAACUGCCCUGUAAUAUACGCUGCGAGAGCAACGUUCUCUCAGCUGAAACUCAAAACACCCCUUGCGGAAACGGAAAACCAAACUCUAGCACAACGAAUGGGGUUGCACAUCAAGGGGAAAUUGUCGAUUGUGCUACGAAACGAGGUGCACGCGUGAAAUUGGAUGCGCACGGUAAGGUUAUCUAUAGCUCGGAUAGUCUAAAGAGGAGAAAAGGUGCGCACACGACCUUCGCGCCGGGUCCAUUUGUGAAAGAUGUAAAUACUACAUCCUCCGCUGAUAUACCAGUGACAAACAUUCCUACGACAAGCAUUGUUACUGAUACAGCAUCAAGACUAGCAUCUACGAAUACUGUCAAAAAUGUGAUUGCAUCCCCUUUGCUAAGUGGUGGCCUGACAAACAGAAAAUCGAUUCUAGUGAAACCAGUGAUAUCUCAAUCUGCGCUAAAAACGAAAGCAAUCAUAAACGCCAGCAGCACUAACAAAAACAUCAACCUGGUAGCCUUGCGUAUGGCUCCGAUAGCCACAACUCUGUCAAGCAUUAGUGCAACCCAGGAAGUGGAGAAGUCUUCUGUACCAUCACACAUCAUGUCGUCUGGUGUCUUGAAAGGUGCUUACGUUAAUAUACAAGAAUCCAAACCACCAACUACUAAACCUCAAUCAAUUCACUAUAUGGAACCAACACCAGUCUUAACACAGCAAUCAGAUUAUCCACAUUCGUCCCCUGAGGAGUAUGACCACGUAUAUGGUUCGCAGCCCCAAACUUAUACUCUGCCAAGGCGCCCGUUGGUGCAGAAAUCGCAAAGUGUUCAAAUUCCACCAGCAAAUGUAAUAUCAGCUCGGCCAAAUUACGGCAAUGCAGUCUACGGUAAAACUGGUACGUUUCAGCGUAGCAACGACAUGUACUGGACUCUGCAAACUCGCCGAAGACCGGUUUGCAUGAUUCCUUCCACUUCUGGAGAGAACGCUAACCUAAUGCAGCAAAACGUUAAGCCUAUAGAAGAACUAUACUCAACGCCGAACAAACUGAAAACUACACCAACUGGAUUCGGAGCAUACUUUUCUCCAAUUUCCAAAAAUAAUACUGCCGAAAACUUGAGUGAUGAAGUUGACUGUAGUCUUAAGAUUUCACCAAUCGAUCCUCGUAACACAGCUCCUUUCAAAACAUCAACGCCAUCAAAAUCGAACGAAACCACAUUAUUAUCAUCGAGACCAAUCCUCUCCGAGGAAUUACGUUACAAACUCAAGCUUCAACAAGUGGGAGUUCGAUCCCAUGGAAGCUCUCCAAUUAGUUCUGGCCGUUCAACACCGAAGAACGUUCUGGAGGCCCAAGCACCCCGCGGCCGACACAGCUGGGCAUCUAAUAGCACCGACAUUCCACAAACCUGCUCAGACCGUCUGGGAACUCCAAAAACCAGUCUUAUGGAUUUCAAGAAACUUCUCCUCGCUCACGGAUCCAAAUCGAACGUUAGUCCUGUUAACAAGUUAUCAGCUGUAGAGUUGCUCAAAAAAACCAAAUGCAACAAUGCAGUGUUAAAGCCUGCAAUGCCUGCUGCUAAAGCAGCAGCUAAUGGCAAUUUGAACAUCCUGGAUCUUUCUGGUUCCCCGAAGACCUUUGCAUCCCGGAGAAUGAUUCGACAAGGAAAUUUUGGAACUAACUCACCAUCAAAAAUUGCAAACGGUUCCAAGUUUUCCGCUCGGGGAGGCUGGCGUUGCAGCAAUAUGCGAAGUGAGGUUAUGUCCACUACUAUACCGGAGGGAAAUAGCGAAGAGGACAAUUCUAGCCCCAACAAUUCGACCUCGGUCAGUCGAUCGCAAUCACAAAGCCGCAAUAUUACGCCAACAGUAACCACCACCGAAGUUAACUUACCAACCAAAACGGUUGUAGAGAAGAGUGCUAAUGAACAUAAAAUUUCCAAUAUCCGGGACAACAUAUUCUUGCAGGAAGAUGAGAAUAAUUUUAUGAAAGGAGAAGUAGCAAUCGUGACUCAGAAAGUAAACUCACCUGCAUUGACUCGGGCGCAGCUACAAGCCCAGAGGGCCCAAUUCUUGAGCAAUAACAAUCAUAUCAGAUCAGCUACGUUCAAAGAUGGACACUAUAUGGGAAUGAGCAGCUUUUCUAGUACGCCAACGAGGAUCAACGAGAUCAAUUUUAACGAACCGGCUUCGAACGAGGUGCAGGAAGCAGAUGCACCAAACUUAGCGGCACCUUCUCUGGAAACUGCUCUAUAAGCGUGUGUCUGGGUCGAAAAUCAUCCCGAGACGGAACAAAAAAAAUUACAAUUGAUAAAGUCAACAUAUAUUUCGUAAUGUUAAACUUGUAUAUUGGAUUGAGAACGUACGGUGAGAAUAAGCUAGUAUUAAACGUCCAACUUUAUUUUCGACUGAAACCUCCUAAUUAAACAUGCCACUUUUUAGAAUACUUUAAAUUCCUAUAAUAAUCAGCAUAUGAGAAACGGUAUAGACUCAUAUCAAUUAACUUUUGGGAAAUAUCUUAAAAGAAAAUCUCACUUCUUAUUCGUACUUGUAAUAGGUGCAGCAUAUUUUUCGCACAUGUAAUAGGUGCAGCAUAUUUUUAAAAAAAUUGACAUCGACGUUUCCUUAUUUCAUCAGCAUCCGAAAUACACACAAUAACAAAUUUAAAUGCCUUUAUACAUAUUGAACGGUUCUUGUUGGUUCAUCAAUUAUUUAUAACUUAUUUAUUAACUAAUUAAAAUUGGAUGCAUAUAAAAACAGUGAAGAGUGAGGUUACAUUACUGGAAAGGGAACACUUUAAUAAAUAUCGCCAAUCUUUUAUUCUUUAUAUAUAAUAUAUUAAAACAAUUAGUACGUUUAGGCUGAUAUAAUAAAGCUAGAUUUCUAGAUGAAAUAUGUUACUAGUAUUGAGCAUACGCGAAUCUGUAGUUUAUGAAGUAAAAGAGGCCAAUGUAUCGUGUUAUUUAUACAAACACAAUCCAUGUUCCAUAUUUCAACUAUCAAUUGACGUCCAAAUAACUUCACACUUUUUUGGAUUUUUAUAAAUAUUAGCUCACAAGUGCGUUAGUUCGGUGCAAAACAUUAAUUUCAAUUAUUUAUCUCAAAAUUGUUUUUCUUCGUUUUAGUUGUAUUUCGAACCAGUUCAAGCUAAUUUAUUUAACGUAUUU